Molecule: messenger RNA, 1662 nt
Organism: Notothenia coriiceps (black rockcod)
Lineage: Eukaryota; Metazoa; Chordata; Actinopteri; Perciformes; Nototheniidae
Gene: rag2
Product: recombination activating gene 2
Exons: 2
Coding region: 67-1662 (531 amino acids)
Biological process (GO): V(D)J recombination
Cellular component (GO): DNA recombinase complex; nucleus
Molecular function (GO): protein binding; sequence-specific DNA binding
Source: RefSeq, a predicted model, not a curated record
AAGAUUCACACUGAAGUGGGCUCAAGAGCGGCAUCCUGACACUGGCAUUAAGGCAGCUGCCGGAAGAUGACCCUACAACCAUUAACUCCAGUGAACUGUGCAGGCCUCCUGCAGCAGGGCUUCUCUCUUCUGCAGCUGGAUGGUGAAGUCCUCCUGUUUGGCCAGAAAGGCUGGCCCAAGCGCUCGUGUCCUACGGGAGUGUUUGGCGUCCGGUUUAAACUUGGUGAGAUGAAGUUGAGGGCCAUCUCUUUCUCCAAUGACUCAUGCUACCUUCCACCACUGCGCUGCCCUGCUGUUUGCCGCCUCGACCCCUAUGAUGGGCUUCCAGAGAGUUAUCUCAUCCACGGUGGCCGCACCCCAAAUAAUGAGAUCUCCUCGAGCCUGUACCUGCUGACCAUGGAUAGCCGUGGCUGCAAUCGUAAACUGACCCUGUGCUGCAAAGAGAAGGAACUGGUGGGAGAAGUACCCGGGGCCCGAUAUGGCCACACUAUGAGCAUGGUUCAAAGCCAUGGGAAGACAGCUUGUGUGUUGUUUGGGGGUAGAUCCUACAUGCCAGCAGGAGAGCGCACCACAGAGAACUGGAACAGCGUCGUCGACUGUCCUCCUCAGGUGUUCCUGUUUGACAUGGAGUUUGGUUGCUCCUCUGCCCAUACUUUACCGGAGCUUAGCAACGGACAGUCUUUCCAUUUAGCCGUUGCCAGAGAGGACUGUGUCUACUUCCUCGGCGGUCACUCGCUCUCUUCCGACUCCCGCCCCCCUCGACUCUUCCGCCUGCGUGUCGAGCUUUUGCAAGGCAGCCCCUUGCUUUCCUGUGAGACCAUUGAAACUGGCAUAUCCAUCUCAAGUGCCAUAAUCAGCCGUACUGGUCCUACUAGAUAUAUCAUCUUAGGGGGGUAUCAGUCAGACUCUCAGAAGAGGAUGGAGUGCAGCACUGUGAUUCUGAAUGAGAAAGGGAUCACCUUUGAGGCCUUAGAAUCACCUAAGUGGACCCAAGAUAUCACGCAAAGUCGCACUUGGUUUGGCGGCAGUGCUGGGGAGGGAACCAUCAUACUUGCUGUACCUACUGAGGGAAGGCCAUCCCAAGCAGAUGUGCAUUAUUUCUAUCAUGUGAGCUUCCAGACAGAGGGGGAAUCAAAAGCGGACGAAGAAGCCCAGGGCUGCAGCCAGGAGUCAACAGAUUACGACAACUCCACUCCUCUUGAAGACUCUGAAGAGCUCUACUUCGGCCGUGAGCCUCACGAACUGGAGGACAUUGAUGGAGAAGAGGGUAAUUACAAUGAGGAGGAUGAGGAGGACGAAUCGCAAACAGGCUAUUGGAUGAAAUGCUGCCUUGGCUGUCAGCUGAACCCCAACAAGUGGGAGCCAUAUUACUCCACUGAGCUCUUCCGGCCUGCCAUGAUAUUCUGCUCCAGAGGGGAGGGGGGGCACUGGGUCCAUGCCCAGUGUAUGGAGCUGUCUGAGCUGCUGCUGCUCAGGCUCUCUGAGGGCAGCAAAAAGUAUUUCUGCAUGGACCAUGGAGGCCUGCCCUUCCAGGAGAUGACCCCACCUCGGCAGGUCACGCCUCUGAAGCGCACCCCCUUGAAGGUUAAGGACAGGAAAACUCCUCCAACCAUCAAGAUGUCCCCUGCCAAAAAAAGCUUUUUCAGAAGGCUUUUUGAUUGA